Puntigrus tetrazona (Sumatra barb) is the source of this 2135-nucleotide messenger RNA. RefSeq names its product B2 bradykinin receptor. Gene Ontology annotation, molecular function: bradykinin receptor activity. Lineage: Eukaryota; Metazoa; Chordata; Actinopteri; Cypriniformes; Cyprinidae. The transcript is spliced from 2 exons. The record is from RefSeq and is a predicted model, not a curated record. Gene Ontology annotation, biological process: G protein-coupled receptor signaling pathway; immune response; neutrophil chemotaxis. Bases 179 to 1258 code for a protein of 359 amino acids. Gene Ontology annotation, cellular component: membrane.
AGUGAGAACAGAUCCAGGCUUCCAGUGACGACAGCCUCAUUAUGCGUUUAUAAGAGCGCCUGUCUGAUCUCACCAGCAUCUAGUUGGAGAAGAUUCAGCCAGACAACACUUUGGAAGUGAGCAGAUAGUCAUUCUGGAUCUACAGUCUGGAGCUGACACUUAAUAUGAAAGUGCCCCAAUGGAACUAAAUUCAACAAACAUCUGCAACGACACAGUCGCCUGGACAUGGCUGUCAUCUCUCCAGCCUCCGUUCUUGGCUCUUAUCAGCAUCCUGGGAGUGUUGGGCAACAGUCUGGUCCUCUGUGUGUUCUGCCUCCAGCGGAAGCCGUGCAGCGUGGCUGAUGUGUAUCUGGGCAACCUGGCAGCUGCAGACCUCAUUAUGGUCCUGUGUUUGCCCUUCUGGACGGUCACCAUCGCCCAAGGCUUUCAGUGGAACUUCAGUCAGCUGCUCUGCAAGGUAAUCUGCACCGCCAUCUCCAUGAACUACUACUGCAGCGUACUGUUCCUCACGCUGGUCAGCGUGGACCGCUACCUCGCCUUGGCCAAACCCAUGAACCCCAGUAAGCUGAGAUGCCCCAAACGGGCCAAGCGUAUCUGUGCGGUGAUCUGGAUGGUGGGAUUGGUGCUCAGCCUCCCGACUCUGGUCUUCCGAAGAGUACGCUUCUUCCCGUUCAUAGGGGUGGAUGCCUGUUAUCUAGAGUACCCACAUCCGGCCUGGGUUCUCCAACGGAACAUCACCACAAACGUCGUCGGGUUCCUGCUUCCGCUGCCCAUCAUUUCCCUUUGCACGUUUCAUGUGGUCAAAGCGCUUAAAAACCGCGGCCUCGUGAUUCAACCGAGGGUUCAAACGGAGAGGAAAGCCGCUAAGCUGGUUCUGACGGUCCUCGCCGUGUUUCUCCUGUGCUGGACGCCCUUUCAGCUGGUGCGGUUCCUAGACACCCUUGACUACUUUCGGCUCAUUCCUGGGUGCCUCUGGGAGAAUAUAUUGCAAAUUAGCAACGAGCUGGCUACUUAUUUAGGGUACAGCAAUAGUGCAAUAAACCCUUUUUUGUAUGUUAUCGUAGGGAGCCACUUCAGGAAGAGAGCUCAUGGAGUUUUUCAAGGUCUUUUGUGCUCCAGACGCAAGAGCAAUUCCUCGGUGCACUUAAAUGUUACUGUUAUUAGCAAGUGCGGUGACAGCCCUAAAGAUAACAGAAUAACACCGCUGGCUCUGAGAGCUGUAUAUCCACCCAUCAAACCUCAUAUGGUGUGUAGAUAGUUGAUGAAGAUGAAGAAGAUCGGUUUGAUUAGUAUUUUGACGGUCCUUCAACAGGCAUUCUGACUAUAAGUGACUUUGCAGGUACCCAGGGCCAACUUUUUCUACUAACCCUGACUAUAAUCUAGCAAUUCUCUAACUAGAGUUAGUUGUAGAUUCAAAGUUACUUAAUAUGGUCUACAGAAUAGGGACCAUCAAAAUAAAGCGGAACCGUUUGAUUCCCAGGAGACAGAAUACCUCUUAAUUGUCUGAUUGUGCAAUCUUUUUUUUUUCUUUCCUUGCAUAUGAAGAGUUUACUUGCAAAAACAUCUAACUUAAUAAAUAUCUAAAUAUAUAUAUAAAAAAAACAAUUAUCCUUAUUAUUUAUACGUAAUCACCCAACUGCAGGUUAAUUGGUAUUAAUUAAAAUGCACAAUAAAAAACCUAUCUGUGAAAAAAUGUAAAAUGAUAAAUGUUUUUGCAAUUCGUGUUUUCGUCUUUGUUGAAGUGUAGAAAGAAUGAGUUAUGAGAACCAUGGAACUGGUGGAAUAGUUUUGUGAGCUGUCAUAUGUCAAAGAUUGUUUAUGAUUUUGCACUAAAAUACUUCUGUAUAUUUUGUGAUUUUCUGUAUGUUGUAUAUUUGAUUUGAAUGGUAUUAUUGUUAUCUUUUACUGUUUCUUAAAACAUUGAAUUCCCACUGCUGUAUUAUUAUUAUUAUUUUUUACAGAACCAAAUGAUUCAAAACCAAAGACUGUGAGCCAUGCUUAUUUUUUUAGUUAUUUUAUGCAUUUUUUAACAUUACACAAUGUAUUUCUUUAUGAACAUGUAUAUUUAUGUAUUUAUGUAUAUAUGUGCUGUAAUACCUCACUUUGCUGUUGAUGUAGCUGCUUGAACAUUUUAA